Messenger RNA from Oryzias latipes (Japanese medaka), 668 nucleotides. The record is from RefSeq and is a predicted model, not a curated record. Lineage: Eukaryota; Metazoa; Chordata; Actinopteri; Beloniformes; Adrianichthyidae.
AAAUGUUGUUGUUUUUCAUGACCAAAAUAAGAGACUUUUGCUUGAGGAGGGACGGAUAAAUGGGACCCUUCUACCUGGAAAGAAGCAGGGCCUGUUUUGCAGUUUUUAUCUGUGUUUUGGCACUAAAACAACCUGACUAAUGACCAACGUUCACUCGGCAAAUACAAAUAAAGUGGUCUGAUAAUACUUGACUUAUUUAGUUUCUGUUGACCAGAGCCAGAUGCAAUGAUGGACUUUAAGGUGUUGGCACUUGUUAUAAUCCUAAUGCAAGCAUGCAUGCCAGCUUUGGCCCAGACUCCAACAGAACAACCUGACUCUCCAGGAAUACUAAGGAGGCUGGCAGAAAGAGCCAGGCAAGCCAAGGCUAAAUUUCAGGGUCUUGGGGAGACGGCACUUGGCUUCGCUGGUGCUUAUUAUGAAGAUCACAUCCAGCCAGUGACUGACAGUUAUGUGGAGUGGGCCUCUAAUGUCAGAAGUUCCCUGCAGGAGAGAAUUCAGACAGCUGUGGAAAAUUACAUGCCAUUUAGAAAUUGAUCAACCCAUCUGACCCAAAAACAAUGUAAAAGUAAACAUUGAAAUGAAAGGCUGCUGCUUCUUGUGUCUUGAUGUUUAUUUUAAAUGUGUAAUUUUGUAAAAUAAAGAAGAAUCUGAUUAAAAUGUAAGGAACA